Cryphonectria parasitica EP155 is the source of this 826-nucleotide messenger RNA. RefSeq names its product TIM21-domain-containing protein. The record is from RefSeq and is a predicted model, not a curated record. The transcript is spliced from 4 exons. Gene Ontology annotation, cellular component: TIM23 mitochondrial import inner membrane translocase complex. The coding region runs from base 94 to 810 and encodes 238 amino acids. Gene Ontology annotation, biological process: protein import into mitochondrial matrix. NCBI's taxonomy places the organism in Eukaryota, Fungi, Ascomycota, Sordariomycetes, Diaporthales, Cryphonectriaceae.
CCUUCUCACUUCUGGUAUUACACAAACAGAUAUCCUGUCUCUCCAUCCCUCUUUUCAUUGCUGCUGAGCGAUUGAGAUGUCGCUGCCGCCAGGAUGAGAUCAGUCUUGCCCGUGUCAGCCCUGCGGCCGGCCAAAACACUCACCAAUUGUCAUCCUCACCUGGUCGCUGCCCACCUAUUCCAAAGAAGAUAUUAUGCCAGCACAGGAGGUUCGAAUUCAGGGGCGUCAUCAGCCAGCUCGAAACGCCGUGCAGUGACCCCUUUCAACGAUGACGGCCAUGUUCCCUGGACCGACCUUUCCGGGGCUGAGAAGACCGCACGGGCAGCCCAGCAGACAUUCAACUUUGGUUUCAUCAUUGUUGGUGUGGUUCUCACGGGUGGCGUGGGUUACUUCCUCUGGACCGAGGUGUUUAGCACUGAGAGCAAGGUGACAUAUUUCAACCGUGCUGUGAAUCGGAUCAAGAGUGACCGUCGAUGUUUGGAGCUUCUUGGAGACAGCAAGAAGAUCACGGCCCAUGGCGAAGAGACAUAUAACAAGUGGAGGAGGGCCCGGCCAAUCUCGUCUACAGAGAGGACGGAUCAGCAAGGAAACCACCAUCUCAUCAUGCAGUUCUAUGUCGAGGGCCCGCUGAACAGGGGAUCAGUGCAUAUUCACCUGAUUAAACACGUGGGCCAUGGCGAGUAUGAGUACAAGUAUUUCUACGUAGAUAUCAGGGGUCAGCAGAGGAUCUAUCUCGAGAACGACAGUGCCAGCUCUCAGCAAGGCGGUGGAGGGAAAGGCACCAAGCUCUUUGGCAUCAAGUGGAGCUGAAUUGCGACACAUCGAG